Messenger RNA from Leguminivora glycinivorella, 2358 nucleotides. Its product is annotated as esterase E4-like. The coding region runs from base 577 to 2331 and encodes 584 amino acids. The record is from RefSeq and is a predicted model, not a curated record. NCBI's taxonomy places the organism in Eukaryota, Metazoa, Arthropoda, Insecta, Lepidoptera, Tortricidae. The transcript has 3 exons.
UUUUGUGAAGAACUCUGAAUAUUAUUUGGAUAAUGAAAAUGCGAAAAAAUAAUUACUAUUAAACCCUUUAUAUAGCUACUGACACGUAGACAAAAAAUUGACGGCUAUUUAAAUUAAUUCAACUGAUAUAACCGUCUACAACAUGUUACUGUGACCAUCACAGCGACCCCUUUUGUCCUUUGUACAUUUGACACUUAAGUUCUGCAUCACACGGCGAAGGUGAAAAAUCGUUUACAAACAUUAAAUUUAAAUAAAGCAUAACAAAAUCUAUUUGUUUCGCUCAAUAGUACAAUAGCAAAUUAUCUUCUAAACGAACGGCAAACAAUAAUAACAAUAGAGUUCGACACGAUACAUGUCAGAUGCAAUUAGGAUUAGCUACAGUGCGCACCUCAUUAAAAACCAAUUCACUACAGAUAUUUAAAAAACCCUUUUAACCAAUUUGUAAGAUCGAAAUGUCCUCAUAACAGGUCCGUAAACAGUUUUGUACGGAGCUCUAAAAAUAUCACUUUUAACGUCCAACGUCCUAGCAAUUCUUACCGAUACUUGGUGGUGUGCAGAACAUUGAUAAUUUCAAAUAUGAUGGAUCUUGGAACAAAAGUGGUCUUACCAUGUCUUCUAAUCGCCUACACUUACGCCGUAAGGGCCGAAAGAUGGGGUAAAGGAAGCAGUCUUAAAUACAUCGACAAUCUAUCCUCCAGCCCCGAUGAUUCUUCUUCUGAGAGCCUCAAAAUUUGGACUUACCGUGAUUCGAGUGGUUCUAGAGAUGUGAGGAUCGACAGUGGGAUCGUCAGGGGACAUUUGGAGAAAGACAGCGAUGCGGAGUACUAUGCGUUCUUGGGGAUACCUUAUGCUGCAGCACCUACUGGGAGUAGCCGGUUUAUGCCUCCAUUCCCUCCAAAACCAUGGGUGAACGUAUUCUACGCGAACAAGACAGUGAUGUGCCCUCAGUUGGGCAUGGGCGAGGAGAACUGCCUCGUCGUCAACGUGUUCACUCCCACCUCCCUGCGCACGCAGCUCCCAGUACUCGUCUACAUCCACGGAGGCUCCUUCCUCAUGGGCGCCGGACCCACCAAGGGCCUCGGACUCCUCGUCAAACAGAACUUCGUCGUAGUCACAUUAAACUACAGGCUCGGAGUACUUGGCUUCCUAUGUCUAGGCAUAGAAGAAGCACUUGGAAACGCCGGGCUCAAAGACCAAACCGCGGCACUACAAUGGGUCCAGAGAAACAUUCAGCAAUUCGGAGGAGACCCUGCCAUGGUGACCAUUUACGGCAUGAGUGCUGGCGCGGCCUCCGUUGAGUAUCACAUUCUGACUGCCCCAGACGGCUUGUUCCAAAAGGCUAUCAUCGAAUCCGGAUCUGCCACCUCCGUCUGGUCGGUAGAUUCUGAGCCAAUUGAUACUGCCAAGCGUUUCGCUAAUAUGCUCAAAUCAGAUUCACCGAUCAGGAACUUGGAAGAACUCGUUAACUUCUUGCAGUUUAAAACGGCAGAUGAACUAAGCGAAGCAAACUAUAGGUACUAUCGCUCUUUAACGGAUGGGACAUUCGGCUUUGUACCAUGUGUAGAGAACAAAUAUAAUUCCCGAGAUGCGUUCAUAUUAGAUCCACCUUAUGAGUUAUUAGAGUCUCGAAACUUUUCAGAUGUUCCAAUAAUGUUUAUACAUAGCUCCCUAGAAGGUCUCUUCUUAAGAAGCGCAGAAUAUUAUGAGCUAGAUUACAAAAUUGGUAUGAACGAUAAUUUCCUAGCGUAUGUGCCAAAAGAUCUUAACGUAGACAGAGAACCGACAAGGAAACCAGUAGUGAAGAAGAUAAAACGGGAAUACUUUGGCCCUAAGGGGGUGGUAGACGACGGGCAGUUGUUGGGAUAUUUGAAUUAUUUCGGGGAUUCUCUUAUAAUGCAUGGAAUGUAUACUUCUGCAGAAAAGUACGCUGAACCUAGUAAACCGGUGUAUUGGUUAGAAUUUGGAUAUAAAAGUGAGAGAGGAGGUUACGAGCAGUUCUACGAGUACAUCAACCUGCCUGGGCACGGAGACGUGGCGAGGAACCUCAUAUCAACAACGCCGAUGACGAGCCGGAGUGACAGACUGACUGUGACGCGGCUAGCAAGACUAAUAGGAAACUUCGCCAAGUUUAGCGACCCAACCCCAACGCACACACCAAUGCUGCCAGUGAAAUGGCCGAUCAUCCAGCCAGGCAACUUCACAUACCUCCACCUUCACCAGGACUUCAGCGUGCGACAGCUUUACAACAGCACGAGAAAACGGCUGUGGGAGGAGCUGUACGCUAUGUACAGGAAGCCUGUUACGCCUGUCAAUCCGUUCAUAUACAUUUAGAUCCAAAAAAAACUGUUGGUUAUACGC